Molecule: messenger RNA, 803 nt
Organism: Linum tenue
Lineage: Eukaryota; Viridiplantae; Streptophyta; Magnoliopsida; Malpighiales; Linaceae
Source: the annotation of a GenBank genome assembly
GUUGCCGCGCCACGUAUCACUUUUCUUCUACUUCUCUUUUCCUCUUCGUUUUGCGCUCACCGUCACCGAGCUCUGUCACUCCUUUUGGAACCCAGCGUAAAGGGGGCGAAAAUAACGUCGAAAGAUCGGAACUUGGCUGGAAAAAUGGGCGCCGUAGAGCCCAGCUUGGAUGAGCUCUUGGAGGAGAGGAAACGCAUGAGGAAUCCUCUCGUCCCCAUUGGGUGCAUUCAUGACAGCGGGAGUGCUAACAGCGGGGCUAGUAAGUUUCAGAAGAGGGAAUUCACAGCUGGGACAGAAGUUGAUGAGAGCUCGCGUGGUUGUUCAAGGAGCAACUGUUGCUCUAAUGGUUGGGACUGCCGUAUACUAUGGACAGCACCCCUGGAACAAGAAGCCUGACCCAUCUGUAUAGAAGAUCAUCAACAGAAGUUACACAAGCAGCCUACCGGAAAAUAAGACAGAAUGAAUUACUUGCGCUGCCGCUCCCUUACCAAUUUGUAGCUUUCCUAUGAAUUUCUGGUAUCAAAUGUUUCCUUAAAUGGUUGACAGUUUGGGCAGUUGUAACUAAUAUGUAGGCUGUAGCUACUGUAUUUAUUUUCUUUACUUCAGAUAACAUUUUGCGUUGAGGCUGAAAUAAGGGGAUUUCAGAAGUUUUUUCUGUGAAAGUAAUACUCUUUUUCUUGUUAGUUUCAAUUUUUUAAAAUGAACAGGGAAAAUGUCUCCACAGUCUAUCCUAAUGCACUUGGCAGCAGAUUUAGGUGCUUGGGUUUUUAUCUGGUUGUGUGAGGGUGUUUGUAAUUCUAUUA